Molecule: messenger RNA, 3686 nt
Organism: Cynara cardunculus var. scolymus (artichoke)
Lineage: Eukaryota; Viridiplantae; Streptophyta; Magnoliopsida; Asterales; Asteraceae
Product: lysine-specific demethylase JMJ25-like
Exons: 13
Coding region: 249-3680 (1143 amino acids)
Biological process (GO): regulation of transcription by RNA polymerase II
Cellular component (GO): histone deacetylase complex; chromatin
Molecular function (GO): histone H3K9 demethylase activity; chromatin DNA binding; transcription coregulator activity
Source: RefSeq, a predicted model, not a curated record
GCAGAUUCUCACAAAAAAUUCUCCAAAUUUGAUGGUAUCCUUUCUGUUUUUCUCUCUCUCAAACAUAAACACCAAGAUUACGAUUCCAGAAUGUGAAUUCUUCUUCAACUUUUGACCUAACGCCUUUUACCCACAAUUAAUCUCUUCCGCUUCAGACUAUCUCAUCUUCUUGUUGUUUCUUCCAUUGAUCAUUCCCCUUUUCGUGAUUUCGAGCGCUCAAAUCGAAUCGAUUUCACGAUUUUGUAAAGAUGGAGGUGCUAAUUCAAAAAGAAAAUCAAGUGAGUAGAUACACUACUACGGAAAUGAAUGUGAAACAAAAAGUAUCGGCCAGUGCUCUUAGACAUGGAAGAAAGAGAAAGGUCCAAGAGCUCAUGAAUUCUCAAAAAGGGCAUGAUCAGGGGUUGUCAAUGAAAAGGACAAGAACUCCUAUCCAGAAAGAAACUAAAACUUCUCGUGGUCGGAGCAUCAUCCCAAAUGACAGUAGUUCCGUCAAAAGAUGUUUUUCUGGUGAAUCUGAAGAGAAUGAAGCAGAUGUACAAAUCAGGAAGGACUCACUCAUACCACACACGAAAAAUUCGAUCAAGACAGCAAGAACUUGUGGAAUCAAAAGAUUUUACGGGAAAUCAAAAUGCUCCUCAAGCAAGAAAACUUUUGUGAAUGUCAAAAAUGAUGCCAGUGACUCUGAUGCGGAUUAUAAUGAGGAAGAAGAUGACUAUGACGACUUCACUCUUUAUUCAUCAUGUAGAAGAUCAAAACCUACAAAAUAUAAAGGAAGGCAGGCUAAAGAUUGCAGAGCUUCAAAUGAAAAACUAACCUCAAAAAAAAGCAAAGGUGAUUCAAACAAGAAAGAAACUUCAAAUGGUAAGCAAUCCGCAAGAACUAGCUACUGGGAAGAAAACCAAGAGGAAGAGGAACUCAUGGAUUGCAAACAGAGCAAACAAAAUGAUGUUAAUAGUAGCCCACAUGAUGAACGGAUCUCGAGAAGGCGUCGUACUGUUUCUGAUAAGAACAAACUUGUUGAAAAUGGUUUUUACUAUGGGGAAUGGGAAGAUGAAGAAGAAGAAAACGAAUACAUCAAUGGAGAUGAUGAAGAAGAAAGCGAGUACGCCAAUGAAGAUGAUAAAGAAGAAAAUGAAUACGCCAGUGAAGAUGAGGUAGAAGAAGAAGACAACAAUGCUGGUGUUGGUGAUGAGAUUGAAGAUGAAAAUGUAUUUUCGGCAUCAGUGGAACGUCAUAAGUUGAACAAUGUUGAGAGAAAUGGAAGUUUGAAAGACAGGAAAGUGGAAACUGAUAUUGAAUUCAUAGAAGAGAAAAAACAAAUGUCUUUUGUGAAAUCUAAUCCUAGUAGAAGCAGUAGUUCAAAUGAUACAAAAAUGAAAAGAAGACCAAGGGGAUCAGGGGAUUGUAAUUCUGCUUCAUCAGGUGGCAGUACUAGUACCGCUAACAACAUGAAGGAUAAGAAAAAUGGAAAGGAGCGUUUGAAGUGUCAUCAAUGUAAGAGAAAUGAUAGAAAGAUCGUUGUUCCCUGCACUGAAUGUAAAGAAACACUAUACUGUGUCCAGUGCAUCAAGCAAUGGUAUCCUCAAUUCUCAGAAGAAGAUAUUGCAGAAUUAUGCCCCUUUUGCCGUGGAAACUGCAAUUGCAACUUGUGCUUACACUCAAAUUUUAAGAUGUCAAAUAUAGAUCUCACUGAUGCUGAGAAGUUGCAGCAUCUUCACUAUCUAAUUAACUCACUCCUCCCAUUUCUGACCCAAAUUCGUGAAGAACAACUUGAGGAGAUAACUGUGGAAGCGCUUAUUCAAGGUGUAUCUGAGUCUUCAAUUACAAUAGGGCAGACUAGCUGUCACAACGAUGAACGUGUCUAUUGUAACCACUGUUCAACAUCGAUCAUUGAUCUUCAUCGAAGUUGUCCAAAAUGUUCAUACGAGCUAUGCCUUAGUUGCUGUCGUGAGAUACGGAAAAAUGAUCUUCUUAGUCAAAGAAAAGUAGACUUUGGGUACUUUGAUAGAGGUUUUGAUUAUAUUCAUGGGGGAGACCUGGUACAAGAUUCAUUUCAUGAAAAUAAUCCAACUAGCCGCUGUGAUCCCGUGAUUAACUGGGUAGCUGAAGAUGAUGGGAUUUUGUUUUGCGCCCCAAAAGAAAUGGGUGGAUGCGGUGACUGUGUAUUGGAGCUCAAGCGUAUCCUACAAAAGGACUGGAUUUCAACCUUGGAAGCAAAAGCAGAGGGUAUAUUGAAUAAACUAAGAAUUGAUCAACCAAGCAUUCUACCAAAUUCUUUCACAACUGGUGGCAAGACAUAUCUCAAAGCGGCCAACAGAGAAGAAUCAGAUGAUAACUACCUGUACUGGCCUGCUUCUGAAGAUGUCCUAACAGGCGAGGAGCUCAUUCGCUUUCGUAGCCACUGGUCUAAAGGUGAACCAGUAAUUGUCAGGAAGGUCUUAGAGCAAACAACUGGUUUAAGCUGGGAGCCCAUGGUUAUGUGGCGUGCAUUAUGUGAGCAUCUGGACCCAAAUGUCAGUUCGAAGAUGUCACAAGUGAAGGCUAUAGACUGCUUGGCUGAUUGUGAGGUUGAAAUCAGUACUAGGAAAUUUUUUAAAGGUUAUAUAGAGGGAAGACAAUAUGUGAAUUCCUGGCCGGAGAUGCUCAAGCUGAAGGAUUGGCCCCCGUCUGAUAAGUUCGAGGACCUUCUACCACGUCAUUGUGAUGAAUUUGUUAGUGCACUGCCUUUCCCAGUGUAUACUGAUCCAAGGGCAGGGUUUCUAAAUCUUGCUGUCAAGUUACCACCAAGUGUCCUUAAACCUGAUCUGGGUCCAAAGACAUAUAUUGCAUACGGAAUAGCUGAAGAACUCGGAAGAGGGGAUUCCGUGACUAAACUUCAUUGUGAUAUGUCAGAUGCCGUGAAUGUAUUGACACACACCGCUGAAGUAUCAAGAAGUGAUAAUCAGAAGUUAGCAAUAAGAGAGUUAAAGAGAAGACACAGAGCUCAAGAUGAAAGUGAGAGGAGUGGAAUAUUUUCUAGAUGUGCUGAUGAAUUGUGCGUAAAGAAAGAUGAAUGUACUUCUUCAAACGAGGGGGAAGAGUCUGAUCAUGUUGUAAGCACAACCAAAGAAGCUUUUAAGAGGAAUCAACCAAGUGGAGUUUCAGUGGAUAAACAUACUGCAUGCAGUUUGCGUGAUUUUUCUCCACAAGAAUAUGCAGAAGAAACAGGUAGUGCUCUUUGGGACAUCUUCCGACGAGCAGACGUGCCAAAGUUACAGGAAUAUCUAAGGAAGCACUCCAAAGAAUUUCGACAUACAUAUUGCUGUCCUGUUGAUCAAGUUUAUCACCCAAUUCAUGAUCAAACCUUUUACCUGACAUUGGAGCAUAAAAGGAGGCUAAAAGAGGAAUAUGGUAUAGAACCCUGGACAUUUGAACAAAGGCUGGGAGAGGCAGUUUUUAUUCCUGCAGGAUGUCCACACCAAGUGCGAAAUCUCAAGUCAUGUACCAAAGUUGCCGUGGACUUUGUUUCUCCAGAGAACAUAAAAGAAUGUAUCCGACUAACAGAAGAGUUCCGUAAGCUGCCCAUAAAUCACAGAGCCAGAGAAGACAAGCUAGAGAUAAAGAAAAUGAUCCUGCAUGCUAUGCAUCAAGCCGUUACUGAUUAUGAGGAGUUAAACGACUGCCCAGAUAAUGUAGGGUAACGGGUA